AUGUCCAAUCAUCGCAUAUUCGUUGUCGGUGCCACAGGCGCCCAGGGCCUUCCUGUAUGCCGUGGUCUCGUUAAGGAUGGAGCCUACAGCCUGCGGGUCCUCACUCGCGACGCCAACUCCAGCCGUGCAAAGCAAUUAGCUGAACUCGGUGACGUGGAGUUCCUGGAAGGAACGUUCGCCAGCGAUGAAGAUUUGCGGAACGGCCUCAAGGGAUGCUGGGGCGCUUUCAUCAACAUCGAUGGGUUCAACUGUGGCGAGAAAACGGAAACCUACUGGACAAUUCGUGCAUACGAGUUGGCAGUUGAAACAGGCAUCAAGUUCUUUGUUUUUGGCAACCUCGACUAUGUUUAUAAGAAGAGCGGCUAUGAUCCACGAUUUCGUUGCGGUCACUACGAUGGCAAGGGUCGAAUGGCUGAGUGGAUUCUGAGCCAGAGGAAGGGCAAUGACAUGGGCGUCGCCAUCUUCACCACGGGCCCCUACAUGGAAAUGGCGAUCGCAUCCCAAACGCUCAUGACGCCUCGUUAUCAAGACGGAACCGUCCUUUGGGUGGCUCCGCUUGGUGACGGGGCGGUGGCGCACGUCUCCCUAGACGACUGUGAGCACUAUGUCCGCUGGCUUUUCGACCACCCGGAAAGAUCUGAUGGAAUGGACUUGGAGGUGGCCAUUGACCAUAUAGGAUAUGCCGAUCUUGCGGCAGCCUUCCAGAAAGUAACGGGCAAGCCCGCCCGGUAUAUCAACGUAUCGGUGUCGGAAUAUUUCGACCGUGUGCCCAUCUCCCAUCAGCCGGCUGCUUACAACGCAGAUCCCAGCGACCCUGCCACAAUGACUUUCGAAGAGAACUUUACUGGGUUCUGGACAAUGUGGGCUCAUUCUGGCGGAAACAAGGGGGUUAUUACUAGGAACUACCAACUGCUGGAUGAGAUCCAUCCGAAAAGGAUUCGGACAGCUGAGGAAUUCUUUCGCCGAGAGGAAGAAAGGCGUCGUUCCCUAGGAAUUGAAACCCUUUUCGAGGCAAUCCAGAAGAAUGGAUUAAAAUCAAUUCUUAAGCUGGGAGAGGAUAACAGAAAGGGCAGAUUCGGACGAUAUCGUGUCCGGGCCUUGACGCGAAAUCUGGAGUCUCCUCGCGCAAAGCUAAUUUCCGAUCUUCCAAAUGUGACACUCGUCCGUGGGUCCCAAGACAACCAAGAGGACUUGCACAAUCUCUUCCGGGGUGCACAUGGGGCUUGGGUCAAUCUCGACGGCUUCACUCUGGGAGAAAAGGAUGAGCUUUUCUACGGCUUUAGGGCCUACGAGAUCGCCAGGUCGGAACGUGUACAGCACUACGUCUGGGCGAAUAUCGAGUACGCUCUUGGAAACGCAGGAUUUGAUGAGAGAUACCAUUGUGGCCACAUGGAGUCUAAAGGGAGAGUUGGCAAGUUUAUCCUCUCCCUAGGCCAGGAUGGCAUGAAGAGCACCCUCUUUAGCACUGGUCCGUACAUGGACAUGCUCAUGGACGGUAUGUUCGUGCCUAGGGAGCAACCUGAUGGCACCUUUGCCUGGCUCAAUCCAGCCCCGAGUGACGUAAAGCUUCCGCUGAUCGCUCUCCUCGAUGUCGGCGUUUACAAUCUUUGGAUUUUUGACAAUCCCAGCGAGUCGGCGGGGAUGGACCUCUCCGUUGUUACGGACAAUGUCAGCUUCGCAGAGAUCGCUGAGACCUUUACCGAGGUUACAGGCAAGAAGGCAGCCCAUGUCACGGUCCCGUUUGAGAAGUAUGCGAGCGUGGCGGAGCCUUACCCAGAUGCUUAUGUCAAUUGGGUUCUUGGACCUACCGCCGCCCGCGAUGAUUCUGUGAUGACCUGGCGCGACAACUUCGGGGCUUGGUGGCAGUAUUGGGGAGACGGGAUCACCAAGCCGCGGGAUGUGGCAAUCCUGGACCGCAUCCACCCCACCCGCAUCAAGAGCUUGAAAGAUUGGAUGCAGAAGAUUGGGUAUAGUGGUCAUCGCCGUAGUGUUUUGAAGAUGGUGGAUGACUGGGCUGAAAAGACUGGAACAAAUUGA
Messenger RNA from Clonostachys rhizophaga, 2037 nucleotides. NCBI's taxonomy places the organism in Eukaryota, Fungi, Ascomycota, Sordariomycetes, Hypocreales, Bionectriaceae. The record is from the annotation of a GenBank genome assembly.